Cinara cedri is the source of this 3505-nucleotide messenger RNA. The record is from the annotation of a GenBank genome assembly. NCBI's taxonomy places the organism in Eukaryota, Metazoa, Arthropoda, Insecta, Hemiptera, Aphididae.
AUGGAGGGACUGCUGCAGACUGCACGAGUGAUGCUCGUUAUUGAAGAUGGACGUAAUGUCCAAACACGUGUCGUAAUACCGGUGCCACCAUUAAUGGCACCAAUAGCGCCUGGACAACCUGCAGUAUCGCCCACGGUGCCGACAAUAGCACCGCCGGUGCCCCCGGGUAGAGUACCAGCGCAACCAGUCGGAAGCAGGUACCGAUUGCCUAGUCGAGAACGUAGACGAUUAUGAAAGGUUGCAAUAUUUUAAUACUUCAUUAUAUUAUUUCUGUGUACAAUAUAGAAGAGUAUCAUUGGUAAUUAUCAAUAUCGUUUUGUGUUUUUGUUUUCGCCUUCAUAAUGCGACUCUCGAUCCUGUUCCCUACAAUCAGCGAUAUAAAUAAAUAUUGCCUUUUUUAAUAAUUCUAUCCUAAACAUUUUUAUCCAUUCAAUCGUUGUUGGGAUAACGUGGCGAAGAAAUUUGGACUAUAUGGGUUAAUAAUAGUUUACUCUGCUUAAAAAAAAAAAAAAAAAGAAUGCAAAAUCAAGAACAAUUUUCUUGAGUAUUAUCAUCAUUAAAAUUGCAUAUUUUACAUAUUAUGUUUAUAUGGUUUCGUAUUAAAAUUAAAUAAAAAUAUUCUAACGAUUUAUCGUAUCGUAUUCAUAUUUUUAAUAUUUAAAAAAGCGAAAAGUAAAUUUGAUCAUGGGGAAAAAGAAAAAACAACCUGUCAAGUGGAACGUAAAUAGAGGAAAUAUCUAGUGAUAUUACUUUGCAAUAUAUACAAAAGUAGUAAUAACAUUAAAGUAGUCUAGUCUGAGCUCAAAACUUAUUAAUAUUAUUAUUGUUUUUAUAUAAUCAAGUGUGGGUGAUAAAAGACCGUGGAACAUUUUCUCUUUAACCGAUGGGUUGUAUCGGGAAGGUCUAGGGAGGAUAAAUUGGAUAUGUGAAGAUUUGAAUGAUCGAGUAGUUUAUUUUGGAAUUGUUUAUAGAAUUUAGAUGCUUGAUAGAGGAUGGUCAUUAUGUUUGGGUCAUUGUGAAGGGUUCGAUUACUUAUAAACCAAGGGGCAUUAGUUAAUGUUCUAAAGGAGAUUGAUUGGAAGGAUUGAAUAACAUUUAUGUUUGAAUUUUUGAAUGCUUCCUAUGAAGACGAAUUCAAAGUGAAAACAUAUUAUUCAAUGAAACUUUCAAGUCUUUACGAUUAUUUCUAAUUAAGCUACAAAAACAAAAUCGACAAUAAUAGAUACCGUUUUUAUUGAAACUUUCUUGGUUUUUUUUUUUUUUUUUUUUUUAAUUAUUUAGAAAACUACAAGAAAAAUUAAAAUUUAACAUUCUCAACAACUACACUGAAUUUACUAUCAGUCAGUAUCAGAUUUUAAAAAUAAUAGUUGUUGUAUAGAAAAAUCGUUUACAGACAGAAAGAAAAAAAAAGCAUACAUAUACACAUAGAACUAAUAUAAUCUUUGCUUCAGUCAGAAUCUAAAACGAAACUUCACAUCGCGAUACUGCUGAAUUAUCUACCUACAUUCGUUCUCUUGGUGAUUAUUAAGUAGUGUUUAUUGUAAGUAUAGUCUGUUGCUUUUGCUGUGACAGUUCUAUUUUUUGCACAUUACAAUCGUAUUACCAGAACUCGGUCUAUUACGAAGACGAGAGUACAACCUAACCUAACCUAACCGAUUGUCGAAAACAAGUAAAUAUUGGUAAACCAUUCGUAUGGUAUUUUUCAAUUUAUUUUUACUAUUAUUACUAUUUAUUUAUCGAUUCAUCCCUAUGAUACUAAAUCAAUCGUUAAUGUAUUGUUAUCUGAAAUGGUACACCUACCUUUAUUAAAUUAUUGAUUUAUUAAUCGAUUCGUUGCUACAGGUAACACCAAUAAUACAUUUUAUACUUUACUAUUCAGUAGUUAUUAAAAGUGUACAGUGUAUACGCGUGUAAGUAUAACGUAUUUUGUACGACGCGCUUAAAUUUAUUAUAUUGACUUUAAGAGUUUCGCGGUCGAGAGGUUUUUGAUGUUCGCUGCAGAAACGACGAUGAAUGAUAUCCAAUCGCCGGAAACCGACGCUAUGGAUGUCGAGACCGGUUGUCCGGCCUUUCCGCCGGAAAAAUCCGACAAGCUCACGCAAGUAAUGAAUCGCAAGUACACGUCGCUGCCGGCUCGCUGGAGUCGCGCCAAUAAUAUCAACGUAGACCCGAAAGAUUCGGACGCGGCCAAGCCGAAGAACCGUUCCGGCAGAAUGACCAGUUUUUUCGUGAGUACCUAUAUAAUAUUGCCAUCUUCCAUCUGUAUUGUGCUAUUGUCAAAUUUCUCCCAAAAAUAAAUACUAUUUCACUGUAACGGGUCUGUUAUAUAGAUAUAUGCCUAUGUUUUUUUUUUCCACUACGUUUGAGCAUUUAUGGUGGAUCCUUCUAGUCCGUCGAAUGAGCUAAAACUCAGGAAACUGAGUCGUUUUGUAGGCGGAUUGAAGCUGUACAAGUUUGGUAGAAUUUCAUUAUGAUUUUAACCGUGUUGUUGUGGGUAUUUUUUUUUAGCAUUUUAUACACCAACAGAAUCUUCAAAUGAAACCAGGGACAUGACAUUUUUGUAUAUGCACGACUUUAAUAUCAAAGAUGUGACUUUUGUGGGAGGUUUUAACUUAUAAACACCACCCCUACCAUUUGUGUCAUUAGGUAUUUCACUUUUUUUUAUUUGGAUUUUACAGAGGUAAUAUUAAAAUAGUACCAAUAGUGUUCGUUUAUUUUUUAUUUUGCAAACAAUAUUUCAAUAUAUAGUAGGCGGAACUCUGUUACACGGGUAUUUCGUUUAAGUAUAAUAAAUGGCUCAAUUUAACAGAGGGAAUCGUAAUAUAUAGCUCUACGUCCAAAAAACCACUUUUUUUUUUUUUCUAAAACUUAAUCGUCGCGUAUUCACGUACCAUUGUCCAAUAGAAUCUCAUCAGUCACUCAAAAUAUCUAGUUCUAUAUAAGUUCAUAUACUUGUUUGUACAAUAAUUAUACUUAUACAAUAGUAAGUGCGCCUAUCACGAAUAUAAUAAUAUAUUAUGUGAUGGAAACAUACAAAUCACCGAAUUUCGGUAUAUUGUGCAACUUAAAUCUGUAAGGUCAAGCGUAUUAAAGUUAUUGAAUCGAAUGUUUUUCGGUAACCACCACUUAAUAUAUAUAUAUAUAUUUUUUAUAGUUCGUAAUUUUAAUAUUCGAAUAUUCGAAUAUUAUGUUUCAAACACUAUACGGCUAUUAUAUACUUUUGUCAAUGGCCUCUGUGUAUUAGAAGCACUUUGAAACCCGUGGUAAAUCUCGGAAAAUAUGUUUUAUUUGUGUGCAGAAAAACUUAAAGGGCCGAGUGAAAUCUAAACCGCUAGCCGGGACGUCUGAAAGUUCGGAAAAUCAAAUUGAACAUGACUUCGGCCAACCGUCGAUUUCCGAGGAAUUGAAUACCUUGUCGGACGCUGGGAAUGAUGAAGAACUCCAGAGAGACGUUAGUCUCGGCCACAGUAAAAACUGGUGGAAACGCGUCUGGGGCACAAAGUAG